Messenger RNA from Colletotrichum phormii, 972 nucleotides. RefSeq lists its product as uncharacterized. The record is from RefSeq and is a predicted model, not a curated record. Bases 1 to 972 code for a protein of 323 amino acids. The transcript has 2 exons. Lineage: Eukaryota; Fungi; Ascomycota; Sordariomycetes; Glomerellales; Glomerellaceae.
AUGGCCGACUUCACAACAAGCCUAGUAGCUAGGUCAUUACCGAAGAUCGAGACAAUCGAGAAUGGACCAAUAUCAGGCCUCCAGGCAUAUGGAUCGCUUCUUCUCGUCUCGAGCGUCAUCGUCGUUGUCAUCAUCGCCAACAUCCUCGAAAGAUGGCUACUGGAAAGAGUCUACGGCGAUAUCUACGCAGUUUUGCAACGCCCCGAGAACGAGAAGAGACGGCGUUCCUUCACCUACUACCACAUCGGUGCCAUCAUCAUGCUCACGCUCUUCUGCAUCGGUGUCUACCCUGUCAUGCGCUUCCUCAUUGGGUCUGCCGAUUUAUCAACAGACGUGUCGCCAGGACCAGGGAGGCGUAUCAGAGUCGGCGACCUCUUGUACACAGUUUCGCAAACAUACAGCGCCUACUAUGUCUUCGAGCUCUGCUACCGGACGCAGUUUGCGAGUCCCCUCAGCAUCGCGCAUCAUAUUGGACUCUUGGCCAUCACACAGACCGCUCUCUCCCUUUUCGGAAAUAUCAAGAAACACCCGGAAGCAACAAUCGAGUUCUACAUGUGUAUGGUGUGGGGCGCUUUCGAUGUUGUAGUAGAACUUCCCAUCUACCUUUCCAUGAUCAUCUGGCGACUCAAGCGCGGCGACCAUCGACUGCUCUCCUACCUCACCUCCGCCUGUUUCGUAUGGGUUAUUGUUGGCGCAGUCUCGGAGACCGCAGUCACGAUUUACCUCUUGCACAAGUCUUGGGACCGAUGGGGUCACGUGUGGAGAGUAGUCACUCCCCUCAUCUUCACGCUGUGGAUAACAACUCAGCUUUACGGCGCAACGAGGCUCUUGGCGAUGGCUCGGUCGGAGAAGCGGAAGGCCAGCAAGCGAUCACCAGAAGAGGGUUCUGUGGAGCCCAUCGCCGAACUACCAGGAACGAUGGAAGACGGAGAAAUUCCCGGACAAGAAGAGUCCAAAAGCAAAGCAGUCUAA